AGAGAACAAAACGCGCAUGCGCGUACGUUGCCUCGGUAUCCAGCUUGUAACCAUGUGACGAAAGCGCGUCCAGCUGCGCUUCUCGGUGGCUAGGCAGUACGCUCCCCGUUUCCCCGUGCCUCGCUCUCGCCAUGGCGGACGGCGAGCGCUCACCAUUACUAUCAGAUCUCGGCGAUGGAACAGCCGGUAGUGGAAUCAGCGGUACUUCCCCUGGACCAAGUCCGUUUUCGCAACCGAACAAACCGCAGAGUUUCCCACCAUUUCCAAGCCCAUCUCAACCCUCUGUGCUUUUGGGUGAGGAUCCUCCACCAUACUCACCGCUGACAUCACCUGAGAGUGGCAGUGCUCCUGUGAUCAGCUGCCGUGUGUGUCAGUCUCUUAUCAGUGUUGAGGGCAAGAUCCACCAGCACGUGGUCAAGUGUGGUGUGUGCAAUGAAGCUACACCCAUAAAGAAUGCUCCGGCUGGGAAGAAGUAUGUGCGCUGUCCCUGUAACUGUCUACUUAUCUGCAAGGUCACAUCUCAGCGCAUCGCCUGUCCACGUCCUUACUGUAAGAGAAUCAUUAAUUUGGGACCAGUGCACCCUGGGCCAGCUAGUCCAGAUCCACAGCCUACUGGGGCCCGAGUGUCAUGUGGCCACUGUAGUAACACCUUCUUGUGGACAGAGUUUACUGACAGGACACUAGCCCGGUGUCCUCACUGCAGAAAAGUCUCUUCAAUUGGUCAGACAUACCCAAGACGGCGGAGUCUGUGGUGUUUCCUCCUGUGCUUGCUGUUCAGCAUCUCAGCUGCUGGACUUAUUGCAGGGACGUGGUCUAAGGCACAAGUAUAUGGGGGGAUCUAUGCUGCUUGGGUGGCCAUGCUGAUACUGGUUGUGGUGACCCUGGUCAGAGCACUCUACUGGACCUGCCUACGGGUCAGCCAACCCCUGCAGAACUUCACAUAGAGAGGGGGGCCGGGGGUGGGGGGUGUAAUGUGGAAUGGUAAAGGGGAGAGAGAUUCAGGAAAAUAGUCAGACUGGUGGUAAAUAAUCUGAGGAAACUGCUGAUAAAUACAGUAAGGGAUGCAUCAAAGCAUUAAGCUGUGUAAAAGAAUGACUACUGUGAAAGAUAAUGGGAUGGUGAGCAGGGGCAGCUGGAUGACCGCAUUGAGCUAAAAAAAAGUUAUUUGUUUUAAGUAAAUAUUUAUUGAGCUGAAAAUAGGACCAGUGGCUUUACCAGUGACUGUGCAAACCUACUGACAACAAAUUCCUGUGGCCCUGAAUAUUUUAAUCUUGUACCUAACACACACACACACACACACACACACACACACAUAUAUGAACGACUCUGAAACUGUUUUAUCGAUGGUGGUAGGUUUAUUUGGCAUAGAUGAAACACUAUCUGAGAGACAAAUACCCUCACACACCUUUAAUCCAUGGACUGUGUUUGACUGCAUAACUGGAAAUUUGCCCCAACAUGAGCAACAGAGGUGUCGAGUAAAAUGUAGUCUUGACUAAUUAGUUGUUACUGUAAUAUGCGUAAGUGCAUUUGUAAUUGCUUUUGAUAUCAAUACAUCUGCAGUCCGAUGCAUCAAGAGGCCUGAAAAAGAGAUAGACAGACUGCUGUUUCAACACACCCAUCCAAAUCCACCAACAUUUUCAGUCUUAUGACAUUAUAAACAAAUACUUAAUCCUAAUCUGAGAUUAUAUAGGCAUAACUAUAUACUGCAAAAAAUCUGUUAGCAUUAAUCCAGAAAUCGCCAUAUAUUAUGAAAUUGUGUCGCCUAAUAAAUACCAUAAAUCAGUCAUUGAGAAUUCCGAGUAAAAAUCCUGUGAUGCUUUUUAAUUUGUAUUCACAUGCUUGGCAGACAUGGUGCAAAAAUUCAGUCACCAAUUUUUUGAUGCGCUUUCAGUACAAUUAACAGCAUAAUAUAGUCAGUAAGCAUGAUUGUCAUUACUGCUAAUUAAUGAAAAGAAUUGCUCACCUGCACAAAGAGGAUCUCUUUUACACAGUACAAAAAAAUCUCAUACAUGCUUAAAAAAAUCUUGUUUAAUGAUUCUGACAUAUCACACACAUUUCCAGUUUGUCUUCUUUUUAGUUUUCCUUAUUCAGUUUUUUAUUGUUUUAAAUUUUGGUUAGGGUAAAUACUUGCUAUUCUUUUAAUAAGAGGAUUUAACCGUUCCUUGAAACCUUUUUUUGAAAACACUACAGCAUUUGAAAAUUAGUGUUCAUGUACUAACCAUAUGAAGAAUUAUUGUAAUCUAUAUACCCACUCUGCCUGAUGAAGACUACAGAGCUGAAAGGUAUUCUCUUAUUUAUUAUCGGAAGGAUGAUGUGGAAGUCACCAUUACAUGACAUUUACAAUGUCAUUAACUUAAAUUUGCUACAGCUGUGGUCAUAUAAAAAUGUGCUAAUCACAUAUAUGUUUUUGUAUUUAACUGCUGUGUGUUGAAGCUCAGUUUAGGACUUCAGGCACCUCUUUUAUAUUUAUUUAUAUAUAUAUAUAUAUAUAUAUAUAUAUAUAUAUAUUUAUAAGAAUACUCCUUGAUUUGAUGAUGAGUGAUUUUGGUUUUAAUUAAUAUCCCCUGACUCAGUGGACCAUGAGUGCCUAAAUGAGGAUAAUAAAAAAUGCUUUGUGUAGGUAUCCCAAAUGUUCUUACCCAGUGUUUUUCACUCUCAGUCUAGCAUGUUUGAAGGAACUCUGUAGUAAACAGGCCGUUCUGAUUUGGUGGACUUUAUUUACAAUUUAUUGAGGAUAAAUGCACGAUUUCUGUGCUGUCCAUCGAUAACAAACAUCAGUUUUAAAGAAUUGGUUAAUUAUCCUCCAAAAAUGCAUGAUUAAGAGUGAUAACUGCUGUAAAUGGUGAAUACUUGUGAACAAGGUUAGCAUAAAAUCACUAAGAACCCAAUGAAGGUCAUAAAAAGGAGUGUGGUGCUGCAAGACUGGGUUCUGGGUUUAUGCUACUGAAAUGCAUAUUACUUUGUGAUUUGUGCUUUAGAUUUUUUUUACAAUGAUUAAAAAAUCAUUACAUUGUUACAAAUCAAUACAUUGUUCUUUAUUGAUAUAAAUGUCAGCGUUUUGUUUUUCUGCUUCACGUUUUCCAGCUCCAAAAUGAAAUGGCUAAUUAGAUUAAACAUUUCAGUGGUUUAUCCCCCAAACCAGGUACAGAGGUGCCUUGUGUCCUAAACUGUUUACUUUUAGCAUACAAGUACUGAUACCAAUCUUAUUUAUGCCAGGAGCAUUGAGACCAGAAUGAUGCUUUUCUCUGAGUUGGUUUGCAAACAAGUUUGUUACAAGGCAUGAAGACAAUAUAAAAAUAAGAAAACAGUC
This is a messenger RNA of Silurus meridionalis, 3310 nucleotides long. RefSeq names its product phosphatidylinositol-4,5-bisphosphate 4-phosphatase 1a (gene pip4p1a). The transcript is spliced from 7 exons. Gene Ontology annotation, molecular function: phosphatidylinositol-4,5-bisphosphate 4-phosphatase activity. Gene Ontology annotation, biological process: phosphatidylinositol dephosphorylation. Bases 132 to 944 code for a protein of 270 amino acids. Gene Ontology annotation, cellular component: lysosomal membrane; late endosome membrane; phagocytic vesicle membrane. The record is from RefSeq and is a predicted model, not a curated record. NCBI's taxonomy places the organism in Eukaryota, Metazoa, Chordata, Actinopteri, Siluriformes, Siluridae.